This is a messenger RNA of Cinara cedri, 4869 nucleotides long. NCBI's taxonomy places the organism in Eukaryota, Metazoa, Arthropoda, Insecta, Hemiptera, Aphididae. The record is from the annotation of a GenBank genome assembly.
AUGAUUUUGGGAAAAUAUUAUUUUUUGAUGUUAGUUAUCUUUAGCUGGAUUUCAACUUUAGGUAAUUUUGUUUUAGUAUACUUUGAUAAUUCAAACAUUAUAUAAUUGUGUUAAUAAAAUAUAUAACAUAAUAAAACAUCAAUGUGAAAUUGUUUAUGUACGUAGAUUGUGCAGGAAAAGUCGUUUGCUAUUUUAGCAAUUGGGCAAUUUAUCGGCCUGGUAUAGGGAAAUUUACCAGUUGUGAUAUACUAGUCAAAGAUUGUACUCAUAUGAUUUAUGCAUUCGUUGGUUUAAAUACCACUAUUUGGUCUGUACAAGUUCUCGAUUAUGAUGUAAUUUGUAUAAUUACUUUUUUUUCUUUUUGAUAUUUACAAUUUCAAUAUUAUGUUAAUUAUUAUUAUUUAGGUUGAUAUAAAACAGAAUGGAUUUAAGAAUUUUACAGAUCUUAAAAAAACAAACCCACAAGUUACUUUUAUGGUGGGUCUUGGUGGUUGGGGAGAAGGAGGAAAAAAGUAUUCUGAGUUAGUUUCCUCUAUGUCAAGACGGCAAGUAUUUAUCAAACACGCAGUAGGUAAGUUCAUAUAAAAAAACGUAUAUAUUAUUUAUCAUACAUAUUUAAUAAUACUUUGAUUUUUAUACUAUAUAUGUAUAUAGAAUUCAUUAAGGAGUACCAUUUUGAGGGCCUUGAUGUUGAUUGGGAAUAUCCAGGUGCCAAAGAUCGUGACGGUAACCCAUCAGAUUACACUAACUUCGGUUCUUUUAUCAAAGAACUACGGUUUGCAUUUAAUGUCGAGAAUCCAAGUUGGCAGCUCACUAUAGCAGCACCCUUAUCAGAUUUCCGAUUAAAAGACGGUUAUAACGUUCCAGCACUAUGUCGGUAAGUUUCUGACCCAACCUAACUGAUUGGUCUAUAUGUAGCUAAUAAGAUUCAGUUAUUCUUAACGAAGUUAUUCCUAUGAUAAUGGGGACGGGUGCAGCCACUGUUAUGGGUGAAAAGUUGGGAAGAUAGGAUAUAAAGGAAAAUUUAAUGUAUAUAUCUGUGCGCAACGAUUAAUCUUUGCUAACGAAAAACGAUUCUAAACAGAGUUUGGUUAUACAUGUUUUGAAAGAUCGUACAAUUUACGAUUCUCGUCAAAAUUGGAUAUUAAAACGAGAACAAAAACAAAUUCUACAUAACGCGCAAACAUACGUUUCUGUUUUGUAUAACAAUUUUGUCUAUAGAAUAUACCUACCAAAAAAAAAUUACGUCAAAACUCACAAAAUUAAAAUGUCUGUAAUAGCUCAAACAUUUUUUAAAUAUUUUAAAAAUUUGACCACGUCUAGAAAAAGCAAAUAUAAGCUUUCUGUCUAAACUUUGAGUUCUUACGACUAUUUUAAACUUAAUUUUUAACUAAAUAUUUUUAACUGAAUUGCAAUAAAUGAUGAAUAAAACUACAAGGAAAACCAAAAAAUUACUUUUCUACCUACUUAACUAGAUUUAAAAUGCAACAAAUUGUCUUUUGUUGUUUUUCUAUGGGAGCAAUAUUUCUAGUAGAAAACAUAGUUUGCAAAAAUUAAAAAUAAUAAAAUUGGUAACGCCGCAGUGUGCCAAAAAUAUUUACAAAACUAAGUAUGCAAAACAACUGCUCUAUUUAAUUCAAAAUGACUGAAUAAACUAAAUCGUGAACAUACCUAUAUAUGAUACUAAUUAAUAUAGAAUUAGGAAAAACCACACAAAUGCCUAGAAAUCCUAGCUCUACUUAUGUCGUUUUGUGUCUAUUUAGACUCACAUUGAUUAUGUAUAUUUUACUUGAAAAUUAUAUUAAACAUAUUAGUUUCUAAUUUAAUUCAAGUUCAGCUGACGCUAUUCACGUGAUGGCUUACGAUCUACGAAUAAACCAAGACGGAUUUGCGGGUUGUCAUAGUCCAUUAUUCCAAAGUCAUUUUAAUCCAAAGACAAAUAAGUCAUAUAAUGUUGUGCGUAAUUAUAACACUGGAAAUAAUUAUGUUUACAUUUAAUAUCAGCCAAUGUAUUAAUAUAAUUAUGAAUAUUUUUGUCACAUACAGGCCGAUGGGAUGCAACUGUGGGUGGAUCUCGGUUGCCCACAAGAGAAAUUAGUAAUGGGAAUGGCGUUCUACGGAAGAUCCUUUACUCUGUGCGAUAAUAAAACUCACGAUGUCGACUCUCCUGUUAAUGUCCAAGCAGGGGGUGGCAUAGCUGGACCGUACACCCAGAAUGUGGGAUUUUUGUCUUAUUAUGAAAUAUGUAUGGAUUUGAAUUGUAAACAAAAUUCUUGGACAGAAAUGUGGGACCCCGUGGGACUGUGUCCGUAUAUGUAUAAAGGUAUUAUUAAAAGUGAUAUGUUUGGAGUAUGAUUUUUAACAUUAUCGAUCUAAUAUGCCGUAUACAGGUGAUCAGUGGGUCGGUUAUGAAAAUAAAACAAGUUUAACGUACAAAUUGGAUUAUCUCAAAUGUAAAGGUUACGCCGGAGCAAUGGUUUGGGCUGUAGAUAUGGACGAUUUUCAUGGAGUUUGCGGUCCUAAAUAUCCUCUUAUUGAAUUGAUACACGAUUCUAUGGAAAGUUAUAGUAUUACGAUAAAACCAUAAGUCUUUUUUUUGUUAUACGCUACUGCCCAAAAUACAGUGAUUCGUUAUAUUUAAAGUAGCGUUUUGGCCUUUUUUUCGAGUUAAUAUUACGAUAUUUCAGUAGGUAUAGAUUUUAUUUUAUUUUAGCCCUAAGGGUGCAAUAGAGCUGAAGAUCUGUAACAUUUAUCUCUAUCCUAUAUUUGCACACAACAUAUCUGUUGUAUAAUUAAAUAUUUUUAUGAUUUACAUAGCUUACAAACAUAUUAAAAUAAAUAUGAAAUUUGAGCAUACACUUAUUUAUGUUAAUUCUAGAUAAUAUACGAAGAGGUCUAAAGGUUUGCGUAAAAGUGAUUUUCUAAAACAAUACAAAUUUAUCAAAUUAAAUAAAAAACAUUUAAAUUUUCUUUCAAAUAAAUAUUUACAAUUAAUUUCAUGUUAUUAUUUUGUAAUAAUGUCAGUUAUUCGUGUCAGUUCCAUGCAACCAUGGUAUAAACUAAAUUAUUUACGGACAAAUCAUUUUGCGCGAGAAAGAACGAAGAAAGCUACAAUUAAGAAACCGAUAUACCUAUAUAUAUGUAUAUAUGUAUUUUUUUAUAUAGAGUGAUUAUUUUAUCGUUCAGUAUAAAUUAUAUUCAUCAUAAAAAGAAAGGGUAUUUGUCUAUGCCUAAGGACUUUUAUUUUUUUGUUGCACAAGGCAAAUACAAAUGAAUCAAAAAUUCAAAAGACGGACAUACUUCGCGCGUGGAUGGACCACUGUUGUAGGUGAGAAGUUGGAACUGUAGGAGGAACAUUGAAUGUAUAUCUUUACGCAACGAUUAACCAUUGUUAACGAAAAACGAUUCUGAGCGGAGUUCAGUUAAAAGUGUUGCUUUGUCAACAAUAUAUAUAUGCCAUAUUAUGUAAAAAUAAUUGCAUAUGCAUUAUAUAUUUUCUUUAAUAAUAUUUGUUUAAUAUUGUACCUAUUUUUCCUUUUUUUUUUUUUAAAUAAUUCCUGUUAAACUUCCAGGAUUACCUAUUUUUUUCACAUUUAAUGUUUGACCAAUAUUUCCUAUUGAGGAGCAUUUUUACCUCCCUAAAAACGAAUUGUUUUGGUCCAAAUUAGUAUUUCGAAUUUUCUAGGAACUUCUGCUGUUCGGGUAUAAUUAAUGGGUGCCCAAAGUUUCUCGUUAGGAAAUAUUUUGACCUUCGUCAAAACGAAGACUUAAUAACUGUAUUAACGAUAAAUAAAAAUAACAAUAUACUGUAAUAAUAUUAAUGAACGGAGUAUUAUGAACUACAAUGAUUACUUAUUUAUUAAUUAAUUUACUUUUUUAAAAAUAUUUAUGAUUAUAACAAUUUGUAUACUAAAUAUACAUAAUUAAUAAGGUUCAUGCAAUAUAUUGUGUAUAUAUUGUAUAUUUUGCCUUGGGCGUAUGAAAAACAGACGGUCUACGAAAAGAGGGCUAAAGCAAAAAAAAAAUAAUAGUCUACACACAAUUCGUUAUUGAAUUUUAAUCCAACCAUAUAGAAUGAGCGUUUUUGGACGAUGCGCUGCGUCAUGCGAUGAUAAGGAAUCUGUUAUUAUUGUGACUGUCGAUUUGUGUCUUAUUAUAUUAUUAGUUAUAUGUUGUAAUAAAUUAUGUAUGCACAAUUGUAUUUCUUUGUAAUUAGUGUUUGCAAAUAAAUAAUUACUGACGCGGUAUAUUACAUGUAAAGUUAAAGUAUAAUAUAAUUUCGAUAAAAAUUGUUUUAAAAAUUUCUUCCACUCACCGUUUCAUUUAUUUUUCAAUAUUACAAUAAUUAUGAAAAUAAUUAUACCUACCAAGCAGAUUUAUAUAUUAUUACACUAUCAUAGAGUAAUACUACUGUAUCAUAGCUACCUUCGACCUGUGAUAACAUACGCCUGUGAAAUCUGGUCGUUGACUAAAGGUGAUAGCAGAAGACUUAUCACGUUCGAAAGGAAAAUGUUACGAACCAUUUAUGGACCAAUCUUCAACCCAGAAACACAGACAUACGAAAGAAGAAGCAACGAAAAUAUAAUGUCUCUUUAUAAUAAGCCAGACAUACUCUAUUUUAUUAGAAAAGAACGACUAGAAUGGUUCGGACAUGCAUGGAGGGCAGAUGGACAGUUAGUUAAAAAUGUACUUAUCAAUAAAAUAAAUAAAACGAGACCCCUAGGACGACCCAAAACCCGAUGGAUUGACGUAGUUGCCAAAGAUAUAGAAAUGAUAGACCAGGACGCAACUUUAGAAACAGCGUAUAAGAGAGAGAGGUGGAGAGAGAUUUUGAUGGCAGCGAUGGUCCUGAAUGAACCGCUAAGCUGA